AUGGGUUCUUCAUAUGACAGUUCGGUGGUUGUGCCCAAGGAGGUCACUGCAACAACACAUCGCCACCAAGACAGUUUGGAGUACGCGGAAAAUGGCGACGAGUACCACAGUUCCAUUCAGGGCCACACGCGGGCGGACAACCGCGACAUGAAUCGCAUGGGGAAAAUUCAAGAGCUGAGGAGAAAUUACCGACCGUUAUCCGCUCUCGCCUUCACGGUCAUUCUCCAGGGUGUAUGGGAAGUCCUCUUGACUGCGACCUACCAGGGUCUUGUCGACGGAGGUCCAGCAGGUCUCAUCUGGAGUUUUGUCUGGACAUGGUUUGGCUUCAGCAUGGUCAUGCUCUCUCUUGCCGAGAUGGCUUCCAUGGCACCGACCGCGGGCGGUCAGUACCACUGGGUGUCCGAGUUCGCUCCUCCAUCGACUCAGAGGUCCCUGAGUUACUUCACCGGCUGGAUGUCGACCCUCUCGUGGCAGGCGGGUACCGCAUCUGGUCCUUUUCUGGUCGGAACCUUGAUCCAGUCCUCGGCUACGAUCAUGUACCCCGACUACGCGGCCACCAACUGGCAGGGUACUCUCAUUGUCAUCGCCGUUACCAUCUUGGUCUGGGCCUUGAACGUGUAUGGCUCCAAGGCCAUGCCUCUGUUCCAGAAUGUCAUGUUGAUGGUUCACGUCUUCGGCUUCUUGGCCAUCAUCAUCGUCUUCUGGACCCUGAACCCCAGGGCUUCGGCUGAGGUCACCUUCACGCAAAUCUCUAACACUGGAGGCUGGAACUCGACUGGUCUUGCGCUGAUGGUUGGUCAGAUCUCUGCUAUUUACGCCUGCAUUUGCUCUGAUGGUGUUGCCCAUUUAGCUGAAGAGGUCAAGGAUGCUGGAAAGACUGUCCCCAGAGCCAUGAUCAACGCCUACCUCAUGAAUGGUCUCCUUGGCCUUGUCUUCCUGAUCAGCUACAUGUUCAUGAUCACCGACCUCGACGCUGCUCUCAACGACGCCUCUGGUUACCCCCACAUCUGGGUCUUCUCUCAGGCUGUCGGCCCCGGUGGUGUUGUUGCGCUCAAUGCGAUCCCCACCGUCCUCAUUUUCGCCGGCACUCUUACCUACAAUUUGUCCACCUCCCGCCAGACUUGGGCUUUCGCCCGUGACCACGGUCUGCCGUUCAGCAACUGGAUCGGAAAGGUUGACAAGAAGCUUGACAACCCCGCCAACUCUGUCACAUUCACCUGCCUCAUCACUAUUCUCCUUUCGUUCAUCAACAUCGGAUCUGACACCGCUUUUAAUGCUAUCAUCUCACUCAACGUUGUUUCCCUUAUGAUUACCUACAUGUUCUCCAUCGGCUCCGUCCUCUACCGCCGCAUCACCGCCCCCGAGCUCCUCCCCGUCUGCGCCUGGUCUCUCGGCAAAUGGGGCGUCCCCGUCAACAUCGGCGGUUUUCUCUACGCCACGCACGCUUUCUUCUGGUGCUUCUGGCCCGAGAGCACACCCACCACUCUCGAGACCUUCAACUGGGCGUCCGUCAUGUUUGUCGGUGUUGCCUUUCUCAGUAUGGUCGAUUAUGUCGUGCGCGCGAGGAAGCACUACAAGGGCCCCGUCGUUCUCACGGAGACGUGGAAGGGCGAGUGA
Messenger RNA from Ascochyta rabiei, 1617 nucleotides. RefSeq lists its product as uncharacterized. The coding region runs from base 1 to 1617 and encodes 538 amino acids. Gene Ontology annotation, molecular function: transmembrane transporter activity. Lineage: Eukaryota; Fungi; Ascomycota; Dothideomycetes; Pleosporales; Didymellaceae. The record is from RefSeq and is a predicted model, not a curated record. Gene Ontology annotation, cellular component: membrane. The transcript is spliced from 4 exons. Gene Ontology annotation, biological process: transmembrane transport.